AUGGAAAGUGGCUGGGAUAUAAUAAGACUUCUUGGCGGCCCUGCAAAUCCGAAACCGAUUGAGUCAACAUGCAUUUAUGAGAAAGUAACUGCAACGGCUGCUUAUGUAUUCGACCCAGAAAAAGAAUCUCCACAUAGAAAUGUUUUUUAUCAUCAGAUGACAAUGGAUCGAGUCGAAAACAAUGAAUACGUUCUCCAAAACAAUCAGUUUUUAAUUGACUCUCCAGUAAUUCGGAUCUCAAAAUUCAAACCAUUCUUUGAUCCUUCUGACCUUGUAUCGGGUGAAAUUCAAUAUGAAGAAUGGUAUCUCUUGGAAGAAGCAUACACCCUUACUCUUAUUCCAAAAGUUACUUCCUCUGCAAAUUAA
Molecule: messenger RNA, 366 nt
Organism: Oikopleura dioica
Lineage: Eukaryota; Metazoa; Chordata; Appendicularia; Copelata; Oikopleuridae
Source: the annotation of a GenBank genome assembly